AUGCUCAGAUAUAGGUCUUUGCCAAUCAAGAGAGUAAUUCCUCAUCCGGCACCUGGAAUUGCUCUAAUUUCUUCUCGUUCUAUGAUAAUGAGAUCGAGAGUAAUACCGUUGCUGAAUCCAAAAUUCAGCCGUUGUAACUCUUCAGCGUCUGAAAACUCAAAAAAAGAGCUAAAGACGACAAACGGCAGCCAGGAAAGCACGACUAAGGUCUCUCCAGUAAAAGAGAAGGAAAAAUUACCAUUUAAGGUUAAGAUGCAAAAUGCCCUUCGUCAUUAUUGGGAUGGUUCCAAACUUUUGGGAUUAGAGAUAAAAAUUUCUUCCAAAUUGCUAAUGAAGAGUGCUGCAGGAUACCCAUUGACAAGAAGAGAAAACUUGCAAUUGAAAAGAACCACCCAAGAUAUCGUCCGGUUAGUUCCAUUUGCUGCUUUCCUCAUUAUCCCGUUUGCGGAACUUCUUCUUCCAUUUGCACUAAAGUUAUUUCCCAAUUUACUUCCUUCUACUUAUGAAUCAAGUAAAAAACGCGAGAAUAAGCUGGAAAAUUUAAGAAACACAAGAAAGUUAAUGUCUGAAAUCAUUAAGAAUAACAAGUCCCAUUUUAAGCCUAACAAUAUUUCCGAGGAACAAAAGGCUUUGUUCAACAGGUUUUACACGCAUGUGCGUGCUACGGGAGUACCGGAAUCUCGUCAACAGCUGAUCGAAGUAGCAAGACUAUUCACAGAUGAUACCGUAUUAGAUAAUGUAACAAGACCUUACUUAAUUGCAUUGGCGAAGUAUAUGAACUUGCAACCAUUCGGCACGGACGUGAUGUUACGUUACCGUAUCAGAUACAAAAUGCUCGAAUUAAAAAAAGACGAUCUAUCUAUAUAUUACGAAGAUGCAGAACAACUCUCCCUUUCUGAACUGAAAACAGCAUGUGCCUCCAGGGGUAUUAGAAGCGUCGAUGUUGAACCCAGCGUGUUAUAUUCGAAUCUGAGAUUGUGGCUGAACAUGAGGCUUAAGGACAAGAUCCCAUCCACGUUAUUAAUUAUGGCUACUGCCUAUAACUACGGUAAUGUCCAAUCAAAGGAGUCGUUGUACGACGCAUUAUGUGAUGUCCUAAUCGGUAUCCCUGAUGAACUGUACCAUGAGGUUAAAGUAAACGUCGUUAAAGAAGAUGAAGCAUCUGCUAAACAAAAAUUGAAACAAUUGAGGGAGCAAGAAGAAAUCAUGAAGGAAGAAGAGCAGCAAGAAGAAAACGCCAUUGUGAGUGUUAAGGAUGAGCUGAGCUUGGACGACCAAGACAAGAACAUAGAUGCAGCCGCUCCAGAUGUAAAACCGCAAGGCACCAAAUUUAUUGAAGGAACUGCUGCCAUCAAAGAGAAGUAA
Messenger RNA from Saccharomyces paradoxus, 1365 nucleotides. It is a transcript of the gene YLH47, whose product is annotated as Ylh47p. Gene Ontology annotation, cellular component: mitochondrial inner membrane. The transcript has a single exon. The record is from RefSeq and is a predicted model, not a curated record. Bases 1 to 1365 code for a protein of 454 amino acids. Lineage: Eukaryota; Fungi; Ascomycota; Saccharomycetes; Saccharomycetales; Saccharomycetaceae. Gene Ontology annotation, biological process: intracellular monoatomic cation homeostasis. Gene Ontology annotation, molecular function: ribosome binding.